Messenger RNA from Chrysochloris asiatica (Cape golden mole), 1293 nucleotides. RefSeq names its product zinc finger protein 10 (gene ZNF10). Gene Ontology annotation, biological process: negative regulation of transcription by RNA polymerase II. The record is from RefSeq and is a predicted model, not a curated record. Bases 1 to 1293 code for a protein of 430 amino acids. The transcript has 5 exons. Gene Ontology annotation, molecular function: DNA-binding transcription repressor activity, RNA polymerase II-specific. Lineage: Eukaryota; Metazoa; Chordata; Mammalia; Afrosoricida; Chrysochloridae.
AUGUUUGUGAAAAAUUUUUGGACUCUGGUGACCUUCAAGGAUGUGCUUGUGGACUUCACCGAGGAGGAGUGGACGCUCCUGAGCACAGCUCAGCAGAUCCUGUACAAGCGGGUGAUGCUCGAGAACUAUAAGAACCUGGUUUUCUUGGGGCUUCAGUUUCCCAAACCAGAAGUGAUACUCCGCUUGGAGAAAGAUGAAGCACCAUGGCUGAUGGAGAUUCACCAAGAGACCAUUCCAGGUUCAGAGACUGCAGUUGAAGUUAAAUCCUCAGUGUCCAGGAAGAGCUUUCCUGAAGAUAAACAGCCCUAUGAUACUAAAACGGCAAGGAAUGACCUCUGGUAUUUGUCUCUAGAAGAAGUCUGGAAAUGUGAAGCUCAGCUGGACAAGUAUCAGGAAACCCAGGAGAAACAUCUGAGGCACCAGCUUAUUCAUUCUGGAGAGAAACCCUAUGAAUGUAAAGAAUGUGGAAAAUCCUUCAGCCGGAGUUCCCACCUCCUGGGGCACCAAAAGACUCAUACUGGUGAGGAACCCUAUGAGUGUAAAGAAUGUGGAAAAUGCUUCAGCUGGUUCUCUCACCUUGUCACACAUCAGAGAACGCACACAGGAGACAAGCUGUACACAUGUAACCAGUGUGGAAAAGCGUUUGUUCAUAGCUCUAGGCUUAUUAGGCAUCAGAGAACCCACACUGGAGAGAAACCUUAUGAGUGUCCCGAGUGUGGGAAAUCCUUUAGACAGAGCACACACCUCAUUCUGCACCAGAGAACACAUGUUCGGGUGAGACCCUAUGAGUGUAAUGAGUGUGGCAAAUCCUACAGUCAGAGAUCUCAUCUUGUUGUGCAUCACAGGACUCACACUGGACUGAAGCCCUUUGAGUGCAAGGAUUGUGGGAAAUGUUUUAGUCGAAGUUCUCACCUUUUUUCACACCAGAGAACACAUACUGGAGAAAAACCUUAUGAAUGUCAUGAUUGUGGUAAAUCCUUUAGUCAGAGCUCUGCUCUCAUUGUGCACCAGAGAAUCCAUACUGGAGAGAAACCAUAUGAAUGUUGUCAGUGUGGGAAAGCCUUCAUCCGGAAGAAUGACCUUAUUAAGCAUCAAAGAAUUCAUACUGGAGAAGAGACUUUUAAAUGUAAUCAGUGUGGAAUUAUCUUCAGCCAGAGCUCUCCAUUUAUAGUACAUCAAAUAGCUCACACUGGAGAGAAAUUUUUAACGUGUAAUCAGUGUGGGACAGCUCUUGUGAAUAGCUCAAACCCCAUUAGGUACCCGGUAAGUCAUAUUGGAGAAAGCACUUAUUAA